Molecule: messenger RNA, 441 nt
Organism: Penicillium waksmanii
Lineage: Eukaryota; Fungi; Ascomycota; Eurotiomycetes; Eurotiales; Aspergillaceae
Product: SRP9/SRP21 family protein
Exons: 2
Coding region: 1-441 (146 amino acids)
Biological process (GO): SRP-dependent cotranslational protein targeting to membrane
Cellular component (GO): signal recognition particle, endoplasmic reticulum targeting
Source: RefSeq, a predicted model, not a curated record
AUGACCUACCUUGAGACCUCCCAGGCCUACCUGGAGCAAUCGGCCCAGCUUCUAGAGGCAUACCCUGAGACGAACGCCCCGCACAAGUCCUCAAACGCACAAAAUCACAAGCCAAAUCCAACAAGCCCGCCUCAGCCUCCACAGAACCCCCCCGCCGCACCCAUCGCCUCCCUUACGCUGAAAACCUACAACCCCGAAUCCGGAAUCACCAUUCAAUACCGCACGAACAAGCUUCAAGAAGUCGGGCGCUUGAUGACAGGUCUGGGAAAGCUGGCUGCGGGCGCGGACGUUGCUAGCCUUGGACUUUCAGCGCCGGCCGGGGCUGAUAUUGAGAUGACGGAUGCGCCGGAGGAGGGGGCUAGUUCUGCGCCUGUGCCGGCGGCUACGAAGGGUCAGGCGCAAGGUGGGAAGGGGAAGAAGAAGAAGGGUGGUAAGAAGUGA